AUGCCUGCCACUAUCCAAUCCAACUAUACAUCGGAUGCCGAGACCUGUGAUCAGGAUCAGGAAUCUGGAUAUGCCAGUGGUGACUCCAGCCAGGUCGCUCUGCCGGACCUUGUAUUCACGAAGCCGCACUUGAAGUUUUUGAACAGACAGCUGCAAUUCCUCGAACCACAAGAUGUCUUGAGAUGGUGCAUCACUAGUCUUCCAGGCCUCUACCAAACCACUGCCUUUGGGCUCACUGGCCUGGUCACUCUCGAUAUGCUCUCCAAACUUGAUGUUCCUCGACCACAAGUUGUAGACCUGAUCUUCCUCGACACAUUACACCAUUUCCAGGAGACCCUCAAUCUGGUUGAGCGUGUCCGAAAGCGAUAUCCGAAUGUUAACAUCCACGUCUACAAACCAGAUGGCGUGGAGACUGCUGCUGAAUUCGCCGCGAAAUACGGAGACAAAUUGUGGGAGACCAACGAUCAGUUGUAUGACUGGGCUGCCAAAGUCGAACCAGCCCAACGCGCAUACCGGGAGCUCCAAGUCAGCGCUGUGCUGACCGGCCGCCGAAAGAGUCAGGGUGGAAAGCGUGGAGACUUGAACAUUGUUGAAGUUGAUGAGGCUGGCCUUAUUAAAAUCAACCCCCUCGCCAACUGGGGCUUUGCUGAGGUGAAGGCCUACGUUGACACUCACAACGUGCCAUACAAUGAGCUUCUCGAUCGGGGAUACAAGAGCGUUGGAGACUGGCACUCGACGCAGCCGGUGAAGGAGGGUGAGGACGAGCGUGCUGGCCGGUGGAAGGGUCAGGCCAAGACCGAAUGCGGCAUCCACAACCCCCGAUCGAAAUAUGCCCAGUUCCUUCGCGAGCAGGAGAUGAAGCAACAGGAAGAGGCCCUGCAGCAGGCUCUCAAGAGUGCCUAA
This is a messenger RNA of Uncinocarpus reesii 1704, 903 nucleotides long. Its product is annotated as phosphoadenosine phosphosulfate reductase. Bases 1 to 903 code for a protein of 300 amino acids. NCBI's taxonomy places the organism in Eukaryota, Fungi, Ascomycota, Eurotiomycetes, Onygenales, Onygenaceae. Gene Ontology annotation, cellular component: cytoplasm. The transcript has 2 exons. Gene Ontology annotation, molecular function: phosphoadenylyl-sulfate reductase (thioredoxin) activity. The record is from RefSeq and is a predicted model, not a curated record.